Molecule: messenger RNA, 1888 nt
Organism: Vavraia culicis subsp. floridensis
Lineage: Eukaryota; Fungi; Microsporidia; Pleistophoridae
Product: cysteine-tRNA ligase
Exons: 1
Coding region: 1-1848 (615 amino acids)
Biological process (GO): cysteinyl-tRNA aminoacylation
Cellular component (GO): cytoplasm
Molecular function (GO): ATP binding; cysteine-tRNA ligase activity
Source: RefSeq, a predicted model, not a curated record
AUGACAGAAAGCGCAAACACGGCAAAACAAUCGUUGCACAUAAAGAACACGCUCACCAACACGGUAGAGCCGUUCACACCGAUUACCCCGUCACAGAUAAAAAUGUACAUUUGUGGGCCCACAGUGUACGACAGCGCACAUCUCGGUCAUGCUCGCACGUACAUCUGCUUUGACGUGAUACGACGCAUCCUUGAGGAGCACUUCCACUACGAUGUUACCUUUGUUAUGAACAUAACAAACAUUGACGAUAAGAUUGUUAAGAAGGCUGAGGCUAUCUUUAGCGAGUUCCUGAAGAGCAACGUAAAGUACGUGAAUGCGGACAGCCUGGGGCAGGAGCAGAAGAGGAAUGCAUUUGUGGAGUGUGUUGAGUUUGUGACGAGGAAAUACGAAGAGGAGUUUUUUGAGGAUAUGAGACGGUUGAAUGUAAAGAUGCCUUCCUUUGUUACGAAGGUUACCGAUUAUAUGGGCGAAAUCAUACAAUUUGUAGAGAAAUUGGUUGAGAAGGGCCGAGCGUAUGUUUCGAAUGGCAGCGUAUACUUUGACAUGGUUAAAUUUGUGGAGGAGGGCGGACAAAGGCACUUCCGCGAUGAUGAUGCUGUGAUAAACGAGGCGGAAGAGGGCAGCGAGAAAAGACAUCGAACCGACUUUGCGCUGUGGAAGCGGUGCAAGGAGGGUGAUCUGUACUAUUUUAAAUCGCCCUGGUCUAACGGCCGGCCCGGCUGGCACAUCGAGUGCUCGGCAAUGGGCAUGGACGUGCUUGGACUAACGAUGGACAUACAUGCGGGUGGCAUAGACCUGCAGUUCCCCCACCAUGAGAAUGAGCUGAUACAGUCGCGUGCACUUACCGACAGACAGUACGUCAACUAUUUCAUGCACACCGGUCAUCUGCACAUCGAGGGGUUGAAGAUGAGCAAGAGCCUCAAGAAUUUUAUCACCAUCCAGGACUGCCUCAAGAAAUUUACAGCACGACAGAUAAGAGUGAUGUUUCUUAAUAACUGCUAUGAUAGCACGGUUACGUAUCGGUACGAGGCAAUGGAGUACGCAGAGAAGAUCGAAAAGAAGCUGUUCAACUUUGUGAGCAUGGCUGAGGCUGAGAUUGCGGGCAGGGAACGGUUCGCUGGAGAUAAAGCUGAGACGAGCAAUGCUGAUAGUGCACACAAUACCACUGACACGAGCGGUGUGGAUGGCCGUGUUCAACGCAGCACUAAUAUGGAAAGAAGCGUGACACGUGUUGAGCAGGAGCAGACACACAAGACCGAGAUUGUCAUUGAUAACGGUGAGGGUGGAGAGUACGAUAAUAGACCACUUACGGACGAUGAUGACGUAGUGUACAGGGACGAGAGCACUGAGGAAGAUGCGAACGACAGGACUGACCAGGUCAACAAUACUGCGAAGGAUCCGUAUUAUGUGAUAAACAAGAGAAUGUAUGGGCCUUUGGAUCAGAAUGAUAGGAUGGUGCUGAGGAUGCUUGAAAUAGCAAAGAAGGAGGUACACGAGUCAUUCUGUGACAAUUUCAACACAUACAAGACCCUCACCGCCAUACUCAACCUAGUAACAAUCAUGCAUCAGAAAAUGUACAACUGCUCAGGACAGAUUGUCCAGCUGGUACUCGAUUAUAUCAAGAAGAUACUUUCAAUGCUUGGUUUGGAGGCCAAGCAAGAGAUGGAGGAGAGCAUGCUUCCGAAUAUAAUAUGCAAUUUCAGGAGUGAGGUACGAAGGUUGUGCAAAGAGAAAAAGGGUGCACAGGAACUGUUUCAUGCAUGUGAUGUUGUGAGAGACGAAAUGGUUGAUGCGGGGUAUGUAAUUGAAGAUAAGGGGAGUGAAAGUGUGAUAAGGAAGAAACAGUGAGCAGGGAGCACUUUAUUAAAUACCUUUAGGUUUUAUGCAA